AUGACUGUCUCAUUUCACAAAUACACAGGCGACUUCUUCCCCGGGACAGGAAAGCUCGACGACAACGGGAGCGGCCCCGGAAAACAUUUUGCUCUCAACGUUCCCUUGCAAGACGGCAUCGACGAUGAGAUGUAUCUCACAAUUUUUAAGACCGUCAUCGGGGACACCGUCACCGCCUUCCGUCCGUCCGCGAUUGUUUUGCAGUGUGGUGCCGAUUCGCUUGGCUGUGAUCGGCUUGGCGCGUUCAAUCUCUCCAUCGCGGCGCAUGGUGAGUGCGUCAAUUUUGUACGCAAGUUUAACGUCCCGUUGCUGGUCGUUGGUGGUGGAGGCUACACUAUCAAGAAUGUCAGUCGCUGCUGGACGUAUGAAACCUCUGUUCUGGUAGGGGCGGAAAUACCUGACGAACUCCCGAGGACUGUGUAUGAUUCAUUCUUCGCCGACUCCCAUUGGAAACUUCAUCCACCCUUGACGGGGAAAGUCGACAAUCAAAAUUCGCCUGCCUCGCUCCAACGUAUCACCAUUAGCAUUCGAAAUAAGCUUCGAUACCUUCAAGGUGCACCUAGCGUAGCUAUGCAAGAGAUCCCUCCUGAUCUCCAAGGCCUGCUCGCGGAUGAGAACAAGACAGCUGAAGAGAAGGAUGAAGAGAAGGGCACAGGCCAGGCAGGAGAACGACGCCUCGGAAGAUCAACAAACCGUGCUGAAUAUUACGAAGGCGAUAACGACAAUGACAACGAUUCCCCGGCGCCAAGCACCAGAGCGCGUGGUGGCAGUACUGGGCGGAGGGCGAGGGGCGGCCGACGGGGGCGAGGACGUGGUCGUGGAAGAGGAGCUGCAUCAGCUUCAGCUUCAGUUUCCGCACCUCCUACUCCUGCUACGCCAUCACGUGCAACUGGCGACGCGAAUGACGAUGACGAUGACGCCGUACCGGAACCCAGCCCUGCACCUGUUAAGAGAGGAAGAGGGAGAGGUCGUGGCAGAGGUAGGGGUCGUGGUCGAGCAGCGGCUGCUGACAAGGAAAGGGAUAAAGACAAAGAAAAAGAAAAAGACCCCGGCACCCCCACCACGGAGACGACUUCGACUCCGGCCAUGGAUGUCGACGUGGACGGUCCAGGAUUCGUCAAGUGGUCUGAAGACCAUCAUACCACGAUCCAUUCAAGGCUCAACGAUGCUUUCAACUUCCAGGGGACUUGA
Messenger RNA from Psilocybe cubensis, 1191 nucleotides. RefSeq lists its product as uncharacterized. The record is from RefSeq and is a predicted model, not a curated record. Gene Ontology annotation, molecular function: histone deacetylase activity. Lineage: Eukaryota; Fungi; Basidiomycota; Agaricomycetes; Agaricales; Agrocybaceae. Bases 1 to 1191 code for a protein of 396 amino acids. The transcript is spliced from 2 exons.